Molecule: messenger RNA, 867 nt
Organism: Dentiscutata erythropus
Lineage: Eukaryota; Fungi; Glomeromycota; Glomeromycetes; Diversisporales; Gigasporaceae
Source: the annotation of a GenBank genome assembly
AUGUCGGUACUAAAAACAAACAAAGCUUUAUUAAUUUCUUUAGUCUUGGUCAUCGCAUUGGCCUCGACAAGUAUCACAGCUCAUGGAACUUCUAGUACCAAUCCUCCUCCUCCGCCAUCCGUAUAUGCCACAGACAAAUCAACUCUCGCCCCCGGCAAUAUAGGCCUUGGAUUUGGGCUUACCGCCCUUGCUGCAUUUUGUUCCGCUUUAGGUUCCUUUACACCAUUACUCGAUCUUAUAUUUCCAUAUAUUCCAUGGUUGAAAGAUUUUCGAAUUACACAAUCAAAGGGUUUUCUCGCUGGCUCGUUAUCUUUUUCCGCCGGAAUAUUAUUAUUUCUCACAUUAGGUGAUCUUUACCCUGAGGCGAUAUCAUCAUUUCGGACUUCAAACCUUUUUGAUCCUAAAUACGCUGACAUCAAAAAAGUUGGUGAUGAAAAAAUCGACGAGGAGAACAAAAAUUUACCUACGACAGUUGUAAAAUCCGAUGAUGCUGACAGACUCAGAAGUUUAGGCAUUCAAAUUGCUGUCGCUUUGGCUAUUCACAAAAUCCCAGAAGGCCUUAUCAUUUCUUUACCAAUAUAUUAUGCCACCGGUUCUCGAUUGAAAGCUUUCUUAAUCGCUGCAUCCGUUGGCGUAACUUCACAAAUGUUGGGUGCUAUUUUGGGCUAUGUUAUCUUAAUCACCGUAUGGAACGAAGCUGUCUCUGGAUUUCUUUUUGCUAUCGUCACAGGUGCUCUACUUUAUGUAAUAUUGCACGGAAUGUUGCCAUUGGCACGUAGUUAUGAUCCUCAAGAUAAAUAUUACACUUAUUGUGUGUGUAGUGGUUUGUUCUUCUUUGCAAUUGUCGCGUCUCUUUUUAACCUUUAA